AUGGCAGUUUCAUUCAUGUUAGCUCAUGAUUAUGGUGUACCCAGAAUAAUGAGUAGUUACUAUUUUACUGACAGUGAGGCAGGACCGCCUUCACAUCCAGAUGGAUCCACAAAAGAUGUGACAUGUUUUGAUGAAUGGGUAUGUGAACACCGAUGGAGACAGAUCACUGGUUCUUCAUGGUUCCGUAAGGUUACACAUGGUACUGGUGUUGACAAUUGGUGGGACAAUAAUAGUAACCAGAUCGCCUUUUCUCGUGGUAGCCUGGGAUGGUAUGCUGUGAACAACGAUGCAUAUGCCAUGGACGCAACUAUAUACACUGGAUUACCUGCUGGUACAUAUUGUAACCUGUAUGUCUCAUCUUACGAUAAAGACACCAAAGCCUGCGUCGAUAAGGAAAAUGUUGGUACACCGUCUACUGUUACUGUGAAAAGUAAUGGCGAUGCCUCGGUUUAUAUACCCAAUAAUAGCAAUCCUGUCAUUGUAAUACAUGUUGAUGCCACUGUAUAAAAUAUAUAAAUAUAUGGCAUCAUGGUGGUAAUAAAUAAAGUCUAAA
This is a messenger RNA of Saccoglossus kowalevskii, 553 nucleotides long. Its product is annotated as pancreatic alpha-amylase-like. NCBI's taxonomy places the organism in Eukaryota, Metazoa, Hemichordata, Enteropneusta, Harrimaniidae. The record is from RefSeq and is a predicted model, not a curated record.